GGCCCUAGUUCGGUUUCACUGCAGCAGUGUUACUCGCAUACCUCGGUGGUUGUUCGCCCAACUUCUGAUACGAGAAUAACAAACACAAAAUAAAAAAAAUCUUCCCUCGGGUCAGUCGUUUUGCUGUGGAAACUAGCUAAUUUGAUUACAUUUGCAGCGUUGAAUCAACGAGGCAACACCAAGAAAUUGUGCUGUGUUUCGGCGGAUCAGCUAGCUACGUAACGUUAGCUAGCUGACUCGACAUCUGACAUAGCCAGCUAGCGGCUAGCUAGCAACCACUACGGAUACUAUCUAGCUAACGGCUUUCGUUAUCAAAUACUCCCAGCAUGCUGAUGGUGGGAGGCGAUGGAAGGAUGCAGUAAAAUGAGUGUGAUGGAGCUGUGUGAGACGGAUGAUCUGGCCACCAGCUUGGUGCUGGACCCCUUGCUGGGGUUCAGCACCCAUAAAAUGAACGUCAGUCCCCCCCCAGAGGUCCGUCGUUGGGGUUACCUCAAAGAGACUCUGCUACGCUUCCAACGCACACAUGACUUACAGGCCACCUUUGAGGCCCUCACAGUGGGAGACUGGGCCUGUGACUACUUCACUGGACUGGAAACACACCGUCUUGAACUACUGAAACAGCAUGUGUAUCGCUACCUCUGUGCCUUCCUGUUGGAUAGUGGUGUCCAGAUUGAGUCAUGUGACCGAUACUCUUCAGAAACCAACGGAGCAAAGAUAACCUCUACCAAGCACUGGUUUGUAGGUGAGCGGAUGGAGGUUCUGUUGGGUUGUAUAGCCGAGCUGAGUCCAGCAGACAGUGCUGUUCUGAGAGCAGGGGUGAAUGACUUUAGUGUGAUGUACUCCACUCGUAAGCGCUGUGCACAACUCUGGCUUGGGCCUGCGGCUUUCAUCAACCACGACUGCAGACCAAACUGUAAGUUUGUUCCUGGUGAUAAGAAUGGAGGCUGUGUAAAAGUGGUGAGGCCCAUCGCACCUGGGGAGGAGAUCACCUGUUACUAUGGCGACAGCUUUUUUGGAGAAGACAAUGAAAUGUGUGAAUGCUGCACCUGUGAGAGAAAAGGAGAGGGUCACUUCCGACACAGAGAGAGGCAGCCUGGUUGUGAUGACUCUAAUGACCUGUCUGGCCAGAAGUACCGCCUCAGAGACACAGACCUUCGUCUUAACAGAGGGAAAGCACCCUGUCCUCCUACAUUUCGGCCUACCUUUACAUUUUCAAAUUCUGCUAUCCCUUCAAGGAAUUCAUUUACCCAGCAGAUGAAGAGAAAUGCUCUGAUGAUGAGCAGGAAGACCAAAAGGUUGAAACAGGAGGGGCAAAGGAGGAUAUCGGGAAUGAAGCAGCAACGGCUGAUAAUGCCAUCCCUAUCAGAGGUGGUGUUGAGGGACCUUCGGGUCCGAGUACGGCGCCACACGUUCAACUUCUUGUUGAGCUGCAAGGACCCCACCAGCAAAGAGAGGGCCUUGCUGCACCAGCUUGAACAUGUGGAGACAAAAGACAAGUGGAGGAAGGAACAAGCUGCUCUCUGCUGUACAACCAAAGAGAAUGACAAAAAAGAGAAGAGCAGCAAUACUUGUGAGUUAAACCUGAAGCCUUUCACUCUUCACCCUUCCUUGUCUUCUCAACAGAAUGCUGGACCAGCAGUUUGUGGACAGAUACUGGGUGGAAAGCCCCUUCGAGUGGUGGAAAAAGUAUCUGUCCAGACAAGGAUCUCUUCCAGAACAAGGAGCAUGAUCAGAAACUGUCACACACGCCAGUCUGUUUCCAGAGCCAAGAAGAACAACAAAAUAAUUUGCAAGCGCAUUGAACUCACCAAACCCAUUUGCAGAAAAAGCAACAGCGCAAGUCCUCAGAAACACAUGGAUAGCUGUAGUGGAAAAGAUGCCACACACAAUGUUAUCAAAGAUAUUAAUGGAACCAAUUGCAUAACCAUCGAAAAUAACACCAGCAGCAACAACAAUGAUGUGGCAUACAUCAGCAACAGAACAUACACUGGUGGAGGCGGGCCCAAAGGCAGCAAGGCUCAGGAUGCAGAUCAGAAACCAGUGGAUCUGAAAGUGGAAAUCAAAACCAUUGGAGAAUCGGGGACUGAUGGGACACUUGUGGUGAGCAAACCCUCUGGUAAAAGAGUUGAAGUUUGCCAAAGUGCUUUGGACAAAGCCAAGAAGCCUGGGAAUCACCAGAAACCCAUUAGUACUCCCCUUGUCACUACCACCCCUAGCACUAUUUCCCUCUCUUCCCCUCACUUGACCAUGUUCCAGUAAUGUCAGGACU
Molecule: messenger RNA, 2269 nt
Organism: Oncorhynchus masou masou (cherry salmon)
Lineage: Eukaryota; Metazoa; Chordata; Actinopteri; Salmoniformes; Salmonidae
Product: histone-lysine N-methyltransferase KMT5C-like
Exons: 9
Coding region: 346-2259 (637 amino acids)
Cellular component (GO): nucleus
Molecular function (GO): histone H4K20 methyltransferase activity; protein binding
Source: RefSeq, a predicted model, not a curated record